Scylla paramamosain (green mud crab) is the source of this 4873-nucleotide messenger RNA. Its product is annotated as complement factor H-like. Lineage: Eukaryota; Metazoa; Arthropoda; Malacostraca; Decapoda; Portunidae. The record is from RefSeq and is a predicted model, not a curated record.
GUCCAGGACGAGGUUUGAGGUGAACCACACCCUGAAGUACGCGUGCGAGGAAGGCUUCUCGACUGUUGGCUUUGACGUGGCGAAGUGCUUCUUGUACAACAACACGAUGCAGUGGUUCGGCCCGGAGAUUGUGUGUCAGCCCAAGGAGUGCGGCGACCCCGGCGAGAUCCUGAACGGCUUCAAGGAGGGGACCUGCUAACCACUACGACUGCCGCGUCACCUACCACUGCCGCCCGGGCUUCGAGAUGGAGGGCCGCAACGUGUACCGAUGCCACCAGGAUGGGACCUGGAGCCCGCGGGAGCUUCCUAACUGCAAACCCAUCAAGUGCGAGGUCCCGGUGAAUCCUCCUCACGGCAAGGCAAGUUUUAGCUCGUUUUUCUACAACGCCGUGGUCACCUACACCUGCGACUACGGGUAUAUGAUCGUGGGGCCAGAGACGCGGCGCUGCGGACCCAACAGGCAGUGGAGCGGCAGCACUCCCAAAUGUAAAGAGAUCGAUUGCGGGCCUCCUGGAGUGCUGCAUAACGGGAGGCUGGAGGGAACAUUCUCUUCCUAUAAUUACGGAACGGAAAUCAGAUUUUACUGCAACGAGAAUUUGAAAUACGAAGGUUACCACGACCGCCGCACCGUCUGCCAGAAGAACGGCACCUGGUCCAACCCGCUGCCCAAGUGUCUGGCGCCGUGCGUGGUGCCCACCAUCGAGAACGGUCGUCUCACCAACGAGUCUCAGGCGGGCACGAUGGUGCCUCACGGGAGCAUCAUUCGAGUGGUGUGCAACAAGACCUACGAACCCUCCGUCACCAGCGUGCCCUCCGCCUGCUACAACGGUACCUGGACACACUACCCGCACUGCGAACCAGCGAGGUGCAAGAAGCUUCCUCGGCGGCCCCGCAAUGGCAUGGUGAUCGCGCCGCGCACCGCCCAUGGCAUGUUCGCUCGCUUCCGCUGCAAGGACGGCUACCAGCUCAUGGGACCCGCCACCACCAAGUGUCACUUUGGAAACUGGACGGGUCGCAUCCCCUGGUGCAAAAUAGUAUACUGCUCGUUCCCUGGUUACCUGCCUGACGGACGCGUUCUCCUGGUGGGCAACAUGGGCAUGUACAUCUACCGCCCCUACGUCAAGAAGGUGCGCAACGAUCGGCGCAUCAGGUAUGAGUGCAACAAGGGCCAUUUCUUGUCGUCCGGGCCGCCUGGAGCCACCUGUAUCGGCGGAAAGUGGCGGCCCAGUACCCUGCCCAGGUGUUCCCCGAAACUCCACCCACGAGUGAGAUGGACGAGAUCCGUCAAUGCGUCAGACUUCCACGAACGCUUCAACAUGAGUAGCGAGAGUGAGAUGGAGCAGGAAACAGAGGAGGAAGUGCAGGUCUUGGGAACAGCUCUUAAAAUGACCGAGGAUGAGGAAGAGGGUGGGAGCGGAGACAAGACGAACACAGUUGCCAGCUUCUCGUUUUCCGUGGAGCCGAGUGCCUUGACACAGCCGGCUCAUUACGGCGACGCUCUUCUGAGAUCUUCUAACGACCCAACAAUUUCCUCCACAAAGACUCCGCUGUCCUCUCCAGCGAGUAGUCACUUGUCGGAAUUAUACUUUCGCGCCAAAGAAUAUUCAGAGAGUAAGAGGCACUUCGAGACGUGGGCUAAAUUCAUCCAAGAGGAGCACGACGGUGUGGAAGUGAGCAAAAUACUCAUAAGGGAGGAGGAAGUGGGAGGAGGCAGGAAAGCGGCGCGCCAGUCGUCCAGGAUAUCAAGAAGUCCCAAGAGGCAGAAUGAAGGUGAUGAAAAGAGAAAAGGCAAGAACAAGAAUAAGAAAAGAAGGAAAGGGAAGAGAGCGCCGCACUGCGAGGAGCUUGGCGACGAGCCCUACCUUCGCUUCGAGGUGCUGCGGGCAGGGAGGGACAAAAACUACACCUUCUCAGCGGGGGCGCGCGUCAAGGUCACGUGUCUCUACGGCCACGGCCUUAACUUGGGCAACAAAACGGCCAAGUGUUCCCGCGGGAGGUGGAGACCCAUGAAGCCUGAGUGUUUAUCCUUGCCGUGCUCGGUGCCACAAACGACCCAUGGCCGCUACACCUUCAACGGAGUGCAGGUGCCGGAGCGAGCUACCAUCGGGCACGCGGAGGUGGUGGAGUUCUCCUGCAGCCACGGUUACAACGUCCUGGGCAACCCGACCCUGCGCUGCUGGUACGGCGAGUGGACGGUGACUGGGACCAGACCAGAGUGCCAGCCCGAGCCAUGCCUGCUGCCCGAGAUGCCUCACGUCAACUACACUGCCCUGCUGUCCCCCGGAAGCCAGGUGGCGCACGGGGAACAGGUGAAUUACACGUGCGAGGAGGGCUGGCUGGUGGGUAUCCCGCGGGUCACCUGUCAUUUAGGUCAGCUUCGGCCCGUCUCACCCACCUGUGUGACCCCCGCCGAGGCGACCCAUCCGCAGGACGCUCUUCUGGAUCCACUGGUCCGCACCGCCACCUUGAUGCUGUCAUACGGUGCCGGUGACCUGACCCCAGGAGGAGAUAUCACCAACAUUGACUUAGAGGCGGGCCCUCAUCCCCCUUGCUCUCCGCCGGCCAGAGUGCAGGGUACCCUUAUCUACAAGAACGGCCAGCCCCUCCACCAGACAGAGCAGAGGUUCCCCCAUGGGACGGAAGUGACCUUCAACUGCAUUGCCAACACUAUAGGGGAGAAAACCACAUGGAGAAUUCAUUGUGAAGAUGGGUCAUGGAUCGGACAGCGCUCCCCGUCACCCUGCGCCGUGGUGGAGGGAGAGGAGGAAGCCACGAUAUUCUUUGAAGAGGAAGAGCUGGAAGAUGACCUAGUUUUAGGAAAUAUAUCCUGUACCUGGAGGAACAUCCAACCCUACUUGGUGACCUUUCUGGAAGACCGGGAGCUGCGGGAGGAGGAGGUGGAGCUGCCUCCGGGCACGGAGCUGGUGUCCCGGUGUGCGGACAUCGGCAAGUUUGCUUUUUCAGGAUCGUCUCACCGUCGCUGCAUUAACGGCCAGUGGAGUGGCGUGGAGCCGGAGUGUCUCGGCCUCAACAGGGAAUAUGAUUACGCGUUGGACAAGCCGCCGACCAUCCUGUUCCGCCACAAGAACGGCCCCAUCGCCCAGACCAAUGAUGGACGCCUGCUGGUCUAUCCCGGCACUGAACUGUAUUUAGAGUGCCUUUGGAUGCGCCGUUAUGGCACCCCGCGCUGGAAUGUCACUCAUACUCACCCAAACUACAAGUACAGGAAAUUUAAUAUGAGGUGUCGCAAGUUAACGAAAUGCUGGAAGUACUGGACGGGCUGGACAACUGACGCCAUGAGGAACCCGCAGCUGGAGUUCCGUCUGGCCAUCUACACCGCCCACGAGGGAGACUCUGGCACCUUCACCUGCGUCACGCCUACCGGCCACGCCCACAGCGUCACCCUCGACAUCAGACGUGUGGAGUGCCCGACCCUCAACGCCACCGACACAGACCUGCUGAGGCACUACCCGCCUGGGGUGACGGCGCUUGGCAGUGUUAUCACAUUCACGUGCGAGCAGGGCGCCACGCUGGUGGGCAACACGCAAGCCACCUGCCUCCCUUCCGGCGCCUGGUCCGUCCCUCUCCCCCGAUGCGAGAAGACGAGGUGCCCGUCGCCCGGCGUGCCCGAGCAUGGCAUGGUGAACAGCUCAGGGCCUUACAAUGCCGGGGACGUGAUGGAAGUCAAGUGCAAGAGUGGGUAUAUGAUUGUCGGAGAGUCCGUGCUGGUGUGCCAGGACGACGGCAGCUGGUCCAAGCCGCUCCCCCAGUGCUAUGAGGUGUGCAUAUACCCCGGCAUCAUCAUCUCGGGAACCAUGAGCUCCAUCAAGUUCUACUACGGCAUAAACGAUAACAUCACUUACACGUGCAGCGACGGCUUCCUUCUGCACGGCGAGCACACUAUCACCUGUCAGGAGGGUGGCAAGUGGUCGGCUCCCGUGCCCACCUGUCUACCCACACCUUGAAGUACUACCAUGUUUGUCUACUCCACACAUCUUGACGCCCUGUACUCUCCUUUCGGCCAAACCUGGAAACCCCGUGCCCUCCUGCCCGGCCUGAAAACGACUCAACUCUAUAGGAAUAUAUAUUUACGACUAUAAACGAUGCAAUGAUUCAUCUUUAUUGUCUGAAAAUUGAUCGACUUACUACACCAUGUACCCGUGUUUCUUCAUGUCCCUCUCAGCUAUACAUGCCCACUCGUGCUAAAGCUGUUUAUCCAUUACAAGUUCGAUCCCUCUAGGGGUGGACAAUAAUGUACGCAUAUUUCCGAGUUUCCCUAGAUGUAUGUACUAAUAAUAAUAGCUGCGGUUGUACAUAGUUACUCUGCAUUUCUGUAUAAACAAAAAAAAAAAUGUGAAUGGGUUUUAUCUUCUCUGUGUCAAGACCAAGAUGACGCGUGCGUGUUUUAUAGGAGGAACACGUACCCCUUCAUCAUUGAGCUCUGAUUCCCUUCUCUCUCUGCUGUCUAAUGAUUCCUUAAGGUCGGCGUAAGUUGGUGUUAUGUUUUAUUCGUGGCAAGGGUGAGGGAGUCACGCUGAGGCUGCUGGUGGUGGUGGUGGUGGAGGAGGAGGAGGAGGAAGCGGAGAUCCAGCUCGAAGCAUAACAAUGUUCUGUCUUUACUGUUCAGCCCGCUGGUGAAUUUAUCCUUCGUCAAAUAGAAAAAAAAAAAAAAAAAAAACAGGCAUUUCUUUGUUAUUAAUUAAACGGAUGCUUGUAUUUGGGCUAGAUGAGUGAUCUCUUGUUUUGAAGGGACAAGUUUCCUAGCGGGUGGACGUUGGACGAUCACAUCCACCCGAACAUGGUCAUUGUGAAGGGUCUGUGUACACUGCGGCUUUCGUGGCUACCUCAGUGUCCAAUAAAGGUCUCUGACUUA